AUGAGAAUAAUAAUACUAACAAAUGGUAGGGCACAAAGGGAGCAGCAGAACGUAGUAGCUGCACUGGGGAUAAGGGUUGUUUCCAGAGACCGAAUCCUUAUGCAAAACCUUAUGGAGAUCACUGUUAUCGUUGCGACAAACCAGGCCACAAAUCCAACGAUUUUCCAAAUCGUCGGCAAGUUAACUUGGCUUAAGCGAAUGAGGAUGACAAUAAGGAUCAUGGUGCUGAUGAAGAUUAUGAAGGAGCUGAUUUCGCUUAUGAGGAAGCGAAUUAAUAAACCUAGGUUUGGAGCGGGUGUUACUCGCACCAAGACAAGAGGAAGGACAAUGACAUAA
Messenger RNA from Prunus armeniaca (apricot), 336 nucleotides. The record is from the annotation of a GenBank genome assembly. NCBI's taxonomy places the organism in Eukaryota, Viridiplantae, Streptophyta, Magnoliopsida, Rosales, Rosaceae.